AGUCUGCCCCGCGCGCGGAGCUGCGCGCACUGGGUCCCCAAGAGCCCGCGGGCGUCCGGCAGCCGAGCGCACGUUCUUUCGGAUGCACACGCCCGGGUCCCUGGCGUCUGACGCCGUGGGGAGGGCAGCGAGGCCCCAGGUGAGUGUGUCUGCCUGCGCGGGGCUGGGGAGGCGCCGCUGGGCAGAUGUGCGCCCUUGCUGUGCGCCUUUGGAAGCAGGACUAAUCAGUGAGCGGAGAGCGGGCGGGGAUGUCCGUGUGGAGUUUCCCUUGGCGUCCCCAAGUUACUGCGUGUUGCAGUGAGAUGUGGCUCUGCAAGGCAGGACAGGCUUGUGGACGGAGGCGGGGGCGUUUGGCCCGGAAAGCCGGUGUUGACAGACACCAGGUGCGACACGAGGAGUAGUAGUUGAGGGUAAGAGCAAAUCCCGGCACUCUCCAGGUGCAGCGGCAAACAUGGGCAGGCUGGAGCACUCUCCUCAAAGAGGACCACAAGCAGGCUCCUCCCUCAACCUCGGACUGAUGGGGGCACAACUCCGCGCCGGCUGUGCCGCCGGGUUCUGCAGAGGUCUGAGGCUGGAAGGGGGUAUGCGCCGCUUUGGGCAGGAGUCCUUUGAACCAUUCGCUCUGGACACCUUUUACCUUUCGUGAAGGUGGAGCUCACUUCAGGGUGCUUUGCUUUUUUCCCCUGUAAUUAGUAUUCUGCUGAUCUGGUUCAUCUGCAUCCUGCGUCCCCUCCGCCUGGCAGUACCUUAAGUGUGCGCUGGGAAAAGGGCGCCCUGCUUCUCUGAAUGCAUGGUGGACUUCUUCAUGGGUGCACAUGGUACACUGCUACUUGCCGGUAUUCAACCUUCCAGUGUGGAUUAAUGAGAAAAGACCCGUUAUUCUGUACCGCUUCACGUUUUAGAUCGUUAACCCUACGGAUUUCUUAAAUGUCAUAGUUCAGGUACUUACUACACCAUUCUUUGGCGAAGGCUAUUCAGCAGUGGUGACCUCUUCCAAUCCAACACUCUACAGAUUAUUAUCUCUGGACUCCCAGCUGACACCCUGCCGGAGGCAAGAGCUACUAAGCCAACUGGAACUGUGCCUUUUCUCUUGUCAAGGUUUUUUUCUUACACAGGAAAAAGAAAGAAAAAAAAAAGAUGAAGUUGGGCAAAGUGGAGUUCUGCCAUUUUCUGCAGCUAAUAGCUCUUUUCCUGUGUUUUUCUGGGAUGAGUCAAGCAGAACUCUCAAGGUCCAGAUCAAAGCCCUAUUUCCAAUCAGGGAGGUCCCGGACCAAGCGCAGCUGGGUGUGGAAUCAGUUCUUUGUGCUGGAGGAAUACAUGGGUUCAGACCCCCUCUAUGUAGGAAAGCUUCACUCUGAUGUUGAUAAAGGAGAUGGUUCCAUCAAAUACAUCUUGUCAGGCGAAGGGGCAAGUUCCAUUUUCAUUAUUGAUGAGAACACUGGGGAUAUUCAUGCCACCAAGAGACUGGAUCGUGAGGAGCAGGCCUACUACACGCUCCGAGCUCAAGCGCUGGAUAGGCUCACCAACAAACCCGUGGAGCCCGAGUCGGAGUUUGUCAUCAAAAUUCAGGAUAUCAACGACAAUGAACCCAAAUUUUUGGAUGGCCCAUACACGGCAGGAGUUCCCGAAAUGUCUCCCGUGGGGACCUCAGUGGUACAAGUGACAGCGACGGAUGCUGAUGAUCCUACAUAUGGCAACAGUGCCAGAGUGGUCUACAGUAUUCUGCAAGGACAGCCGUACUUCUCAGUGGAGCCAAAGACAGGAGUCAUCAAGACUGCCCUUCCAAACAUGGAUAGAGAGGCUAAAGACCAGUAUUUGCUUGUCAUUCAGGCAAAGGAUAUGGUUGGUCAAAAUGGAGGACUGUCAGGAACUACAUCAGUCACUGUGACCCUAACUGAUGUCAACGAUAAUCCACCUCGCUUUCCUCGAAGGUCUUAUCAAUAUAACGUCCCAGAGUCAUUACCUGUAGCCUCAGUUGUGGCCAGAAUUAAAGCUGCUGAUGCAGAUAUUGGAGCUAAUGCUGAAAUGGAGUACAAGAUUGUGGAUGGUGAUGGUUUGGGCAUUUUUAAGAUUUCUGUUGACAAAGAAACCCAGGAAGGAAUCAUUACUAUACAGAAGGAGCUGGAUUUUGAAGCCAAAACAAGUUACACGCUACGGAUAGAAGCUGCAAAUAAAGAUGCCGACCCUCGCUUUCUGAGCUUGGGUCCGUUCAGUGACACGACAACUGUGAAGAUAAUUGUGGAAGAUGUAGAUGAGCCCCCUGUGUUCUCUUCACCCUUGUACCCUAUGGAGGUGUCGGAAGCUACCCAGGUUGGGAAUAUCAUUGGCACUGUAGCAGCUCAUGACCCAGAUUCUUCCAAUAGCCCUGUGAGGUACUCAAUUGACAGAAACACAGACUUGGAGAGAUACUUCAAUAUUGAUGCCAACAGUGGGGUCAUCACAACUGCCAAGUCUUUGGAUCGAGAGACAAAUGCUAUUCACAAUAUCACAGUCCUUGCAAUGGAGAGCCAGAAUCCAUCUCAAGUAGGAAGAGGCUAUGUGGCCAUCACUAUACUUGACAUCAAUGAUAACGCCCCUGAAUUUGCCAUGGACUAUGAGACCACCGUCUGUGAAAAUGCCCAGCCGGGGCAGGUUAUCCAGAAAAUCAGUGCUGUGGAUAAAGAUGAGCCAUCCAAUGGACACCAGUUUUACUUCAGCUUAACAACGGAUGCAACAAAUAACCACAACUUUUCAUUGAAAGAUAACAAAGACAACACAGCCUCAAUACUGACCAGGAGAAACGGCUUCCGGAGACAGGAACAAUCAGUUUACUAUCUGCCAAUUUUCAUUGUGGACAGUGGAUCUCCCUCACUUAGCAGCACCAACACCCUCACCAUCCGCGUGUGUGACUGUGAUGCUGACGGCGUAGCCCAGACCUGCAAUGCAGAGGCCUAUGUCCUACCUGCUGGCCUCAGUACAGGAGCCCUGAUAGCCAUACUCGCCUGUGUCUUGACAUUAUUGGUGUUGAUCCUCCUUAUCGUCACUAUGAGAAGACGGAAAAAAGAGCCCCUUAUUUUUGACGAAGAAAGAGACAUCAGAGAAAAUAUUGUGAGAUACGAUGACGAGGGCGGGGGAGAGGAGGACACGGAAGCGUUUGACAUGGCUGCACUGAGAAACCUCAACGUCAUCCGAGACACCAAGACCCGGAGGGAUGUGACUCCAGAAAUUCAAUUCCUGAGUCGACCAGCUUUUAAAAGCAUCCCAGAUAAUGUCAUCUUUAGGGAAUUUAUUUGGGAAAGAUUAAAAGAAGCCGAUGUUGAUCCUGGUGCUCCUCCUUAUGACUCCCUGCAGACAUAUGCUUUUGAAGGAAAUGGCUCAGUUGCUGAAUCACUCAGCUCUUUAGAUUCCAUCAGCUCAAACUCUGAUCAGAACUAUGACUACCUAAGUGACUGGGGACCUCGCUUUAAACGACUCGCGGACAUGUAUGGGACUGGCCAAGAGAGUUUGUACUCAUAGCCUUGGAACCUUAAUUCGAAAUGUACUGAAGAAAAAGUAACAGCAAAAAAUAAAAUAAAAUGAAAUAAAAUAAUAAACCACUACAUACAGAAAACAAGAACUCCCCUUGCUGGAGACAGAUGGUUGUAAAUAUUUCUCCAUUUUUAAUUGUUUAGAUUUCUGCCUUGGUGAGGCAUAUCUUCAUUAGACUUAUCUAAAGGACUGCACUGACCACAGACUCUGAGCAUUUGAAGGUUUUUUGAUAAAAAUAAAUGCUCAGUGGUUUGUGAAUAGAUAGCAACUCUCAUAUACCUGCAAAGGCACCAAACCUCUAUGAGAAAGUAGUGCCCUGUGUUGUCAGUGAGUCAAAGAUGCCCUGUACAUACCUUCAUGGUACUGUCAUUGAGAGGAAUAGAACAUGAUGAGCUAUUGAAAAACCCUGGAACUUGUUGCAUAUCAAAACUUGGGACAAAUUUAAUUUACAGAGAUGCUUAUAGCUUACUAUAUUAUAGAAUCCAACAGAAUUAUGUUGCUCUUGAUUAACAGAAAUAUUUUAUUUAGGAAUAUAUAAAUUCCCAGAAAUUCCUUCCUAACUGAAAACCCUACCACAAAAGCCAGUAAAAUUUAGUUUAAGGCAAUAUAAACCAUUGUUUAUCCAAUAAAUUAUGAAGUGUUCCAAAUAAGAAAAAGGUAAAUAAUUUGAUAGUUUUGAGAUGCUUGUGUAGGUAUGAUAAAAAAAAAAGUUGCUGUCUGUUCAUUGAUUUUUAUUAUCUCUUCUGAUUUGUACAGGAGAAUAUCUUUUCUUUUUUAUUUGACACAUGGUGUUGUAUUUAUUUUGGAGCUCCAAUCUCCACUAAAUUCAGGUCCAUCAUACUGCCUCAUAGUAUUAAACUCAUCAGAACAUGCUGAUUUUUCUCCAGCCCGAGCUACAUGAAGGAAAUGAAGCAUGGAAAUGGAGAACUAAUAGUAAAGCAAUUGAGCCCUGUUGCAGGUCACAUCUCAAAGAGGAGCACAGCUACAAGGACAUAUAAAUUGUUCUUCUGAGCCAUUAGAAUGUCAAAACAUUGGAAUAAAAUAUUUGUAUUUUAGAAAGACUUCAGAGAGAAUUGAGAUUUUCUUUGAUGCAAGAAUUAUUUUUCAAGAUCAUGAGUUCUACAUGCUCCAAAGACGAUUUCAAGAACACAACCUUUCUUGCUGCAAACCUAUUGAGUAAAAUAUUGAGUUUUUAAAAGUCUUAAUAUAAUGUUAUAAAAAUUAAAAUCCAUCUUUAAAUUCUGAUGCAAAUAUGUCCCUCAAGAAUUAACCAAGCAAUGUAUGAUUUCUGUGUGGUUUAGAUGUGCCAAAGGAAGGAAGGCAAUUGCAAGUCAUCAUGUGUUUAAGUUUGAGUUGAGCUUGUUAGAGUAUGACUUUCAUGACCAAAAUGAUGUUUCUACCUAUUAUUUUUCCUAGAUUAAUACUAGUUUAAUGUGCAUAUACAUUCAAGUAAGAAUGGAUUUAUUUUUUCCUUCCUUUCUCCUUUUAAAAAUAAUUCAUUGUUGGGUUCCUAAUACAUUUACAGAUAGUAAACACUGUGUAGAGAAUCAUGUUCUAAAAGUGCUUUUUGAAAGGUAGACAGUGGAAUUAGAAUAUUAAUAUGUUGAUUACACAAAGAAGAACUAUGUAGGAUUCUGUAAACUUGCAGCCCAACUUUAGAAAUGAAGUAUGUAAAAGUGGCCUUCAACUUCAUAAGUAUAAAUAAUCCAAUAAAUUUCAUUACCUGCAAACAGUUCUUUAAUUUGAAUAGAGUUUUGUAGACAUUGUUUUAUGACUAUAUAGAUAUGCUUCUUGCUGUAUUAAUAUGCAUAUAUAUUUUAAAAAAUUAUAACAGUGAAAGAUACUGUUCAUAACUUUUAAUCACACAUGCAAGUUUUUCAAACUAAAAAAUAACAAACAAACAAAAAAACACGCGUAUUUACCCAGUUCAAUAAAAUCAGAGUGUGGUGCAGGAAUUACAGAGUUGUUAAGUCAGCAAGGUGCUGAGAAAACAGUUUGUAAUAAUCCCCUUGUUGUCUGCAAGAAGAUGAAAUAGUUUAGUACAUUUGGAUGAUGUCAAAACUGCUGAUUGUUGCACAUACCACUAAACGGAGGUGUGGAUGUAUUUUAGAAAAGGAACACACAUCAUUCACCCUGCUUUUUCUGCUUUUAAAAUGUGUGUUUUUUCUCAUUAAUUUUUUCAAAUGGUUACCAAUGAUAGAUUGGAAAAAGAAAGGUUCAUGUUUAAAUAAUAAUUUAAAAUUAUUGCAUAUACCCAAUUGCUAUUUAUGUGUGGAUGAUUAUAUGAAUACAGUAUUACAUUUCAUUCAGUGGUAUUUUUUAAUUAAAAAAAUUAAUUUAAAAAAUUAAUUUUUGAGAUGGCUGGAAGAAUGUUCCUAAUAUAGGUAGUAUUUAUAUGAAGUAUUCUAAGCUUAAUUGUAAUAGUAGUAAAUUUUUUGCCGUUGCUUAUUUUAGUUUUCUUUUUUCUUCUGAAAUCUAAUGCUAUAUAUGAUGACUGUCAAUACUUGAGAUAUAGGCUUUGUUUUAAAAACAGUGAUUGAAGAGCUGAUUGAUAAAAUUAAUAUUAAGUCUAGUUGGAAAAUUCUCCAAAUAUGAUUUAAAUAAAUAUAUAUUAUCAAGUUGCUUAAAUUCAGUAUUAUACUGAAACCAACUAGAAUGAGCUCACAGGAACUAAUUCUUCAUAUCUCUUCCCAACUCCAGGUACAGUGAUAUCAUUUUGGUAGGUUGAUGUCAGCCUUGGUGGGAUUAUUUAGACCACAACAGUAAUCAGCAAACACUACCCUUUUCUCUGGAGAACAAGUUGUUAAACAUUUACCAGCACUCUACUGCUUAAAUUAUUUUAUAAAAUGAAAUGUCAUAAUUGUAAAUAUAGUAUGAAUUUAUAUGAUUUAAAAUAAUGACAUGAAAGGAAUUUAUGCUAUAUUUUACUACUAAAUAACAAUGUAUGUGGUAGUGAUUUCCUGAAGUGAAAUCCUUGGAGCUACUUGUAGACAGGGAGAGGAGUCACUUCUUUAUGGAAAACAAUGGCUAAAUUUCAAGUAGAGAUAAUAGUUCAGGAAGUCAAUAUAUUUAAUUAUUUUCCACUUGUCCAUACAGGAGCAUCAAUAGAAACUCAGGGUUUGCCAAAUUAUGCCCAUUUUGAACAGUUUAAUUUAUUGAAAAAUCAGAUGCAUUUUACUUCUUACUGUCUAUGUCAAGGAAAUACACCCAAGCCCUUAAUCUGAAUUGUCACCAUUGCAUUAUUAAAAAUCAACAUAAAAAUAUAAAAAUCAAAUCUUAAGGAAAUGGAUUUCUGGAGAUCAAGCCUAAAUUAUCAAUCUCAAUUCACAAAUUAGUCUCUGAAAGAAAUAUUCCAAGAUCAGCCAGCUAAGGAACAAAAUCAGGAAAGAGACAUCAAUAAAAAAUUAGGUAGUAAUUUGCAGGCAAUAAGUAGAUUUUUGAUUUUUCUACAAGCAAUCACCAGAUCUGGGAUCUGGUAAAUGUCUUUAUUUGCCAGGAAGCUCUGCUGAUGACUACAAUUGAGGUUAGUUGUCUACAAGAUACAUGCAGGAGGUAGUAGUGGUUAAGUAAUGGUAGCUGCCUUUUCACUCUGCCCUCUGAGGAAGUUUUAAAUUAUUUUAUCUUCAUGCACAAUUACAUUUACUACAUUGGAUGGUAGACAUAGGCAAUUAUUUUCAUGUCAACGGCAUAGUUACACAAUGUAGGAAUGAUAUUUGUGAAGUGAUCCACAUGCCCAAGAAAUGCAAAUGCAAAUAGUGUUGUUAGCAUUUAUAUUGAAAUAUAAAAUCUAAAGCAGCUUAAAAUAAGCUAAGCUAAACAAACUGCAAGAAGCUAAAUGAUUUAAACAUGUUAAAGUUUUAAAGCACUAGCUGUAAAUAUUAAUCUUCAGAUUUUCAAUUUAACAUGUAUUCACUUACAAACUGUUCUAAUAAUAACACUAAUUAUUUUCCAAGUCACCAUUUAAAGUUUUAUUUACAGUUGACCUAAUCCAAUUGAAGUUGAUGAAAGCUUCAACUUAUUUUUUAACUCUUUCUGGUCCACGAUGCCUGGAGGCAAGUGAAAUAUAUAUGACAAAUAAUAGAUAAACCAAUUUAUUUUCUGUUAGUGUAUGUUUAUUUUUUAAUUAUUAAUAAUGUAUAUUGUGUGUAUAUAUGACGGUGUAUGAAAGUUGGCAAUGAAAGCUAAUACAAUCAUGUUAGUCGGCUGGAUAUAAUAAAGAACAAGAAAGGAAUAAUAGCAUUUGCAUUUUAAAUGUAAUUGAAACUAUUUCAGAAGAGUGGGAUAAGCCCUUAAGAAAAAUGGGAGAUGUUUAAGGCUGUGAUUUGGCCGACAUUGUAACGUAUAAUUCUGUGGGAAAUUUUUCAAGCAAAUCAAGACAGGCAGUGUGCGUUGCAUUCUGACACUUUUUCAUUGUUAUGCUAACUUCUACUGGCUUAGAAUGUAACUGAAAAGGAUGUGUGCCUGUGUUUUUUUUUUUUUUUUUUUUUUUGACGUGGAGUCUCGCUCUGUCGCCCAGGCUGGAGUGCAGUGGUGCGAUCUCGGCUCACUGCAAGCUCCGCCUCCAGGGUUCACACCGUUCUCCUGCCUCAACCUCCGGAGUAGCUGGGACUACAGGCGCCCGCCACCGCGCCCCGCUAAUUUUUUUGUAUUUUUAGUACAGACGGGGUUUCACCGUGGUCUCGAUCUCCUGACCUCGUGAUUCGCCCGCCUCGGCCUCCCAAAGUGCUGGGAUUACAGGCGUGAGCCACCGCGCCCGGCCCUGUGUGUGCGUUUUCAUGUGUGUGAUUGGGAACCUUGAGAGAUGUAUCUGAAGUAAUGUAAAAAUAAGAGUCUCAUAAUUCCUGGUUAAUGCUGGCGUAUUGUUGUCACCUGCCAAGUGACUGUUAGGCAAUAAGACUAGAAAAUAUGGUACCGAAUGAAAGGAGAAAUAUCUUAUUUGCUGUAACAAUCUAAUUUAUAUUAAGGUAAGGAUUUUGGUGGCUAAGGAAAGAACAUUUAGCUGUUAUUUGUGUAAUUGUCACAUAUUAUUGUGCAGAUUUAAUCUCAUUGUUAACAGAAUAUAGAGUGUGAAUUAUUUGUUAUUAAAUGUUACUGGGCUUUGGUGUCAGUGUGGUAUACCAGAAAUUACCUCUGGUCUGUGGUUAUAAAAUCUAGGUCAGAAGCUCAGUUUCGCCACAUUUUUGCUGUGCCCUAGAUGCCAUUUUCAUUCUCUGAACUUUUAUAGCUUCAUGAUUAAAAUUGAGUUAAUUACUAUUGUGUUUCAGAGGCUUGUGAAUGAUUAAGUGAAAGACUGUGUAAACAGUAAAACACUAUAAAAAGAUAAAGCUUUAUUAUGGGAAAUAAUGGGAAUUAUAUAAAAAGGUUGAUAAUUGUUAUAUGGUAAACAGAGAAUUUCUGUUUGGAGAUACAUACAUUAAGGAAAAAUAUAUGCAACUUGGUAUCCUAAAUUGGAAAAUAAUAUUCAAAUAGAUAAUUGUCAUAAUUAAUUGAAGCCACUCAAAUACAGUUAUUUAUAAGAUCUCAGAAGAUUGCAGUUUAACUCAACAUAAUUCAACCAUUCAUAUGAAUUAAUGAUAUCCAUAUGUGAAUGGGAUUAUAAAUAAAGAACAAAUCUUUCUUACUUAUAAUGAUAACUGAGUGGAAGAUAAAGGACUGCCUUUAGAUGAUCCCAGCCUCAUUGAUGAACACAAAACACCAGAAUAGAGAAAAAGACAAUAAUGAGUAUAAGUUAAGUGGUCUUCCAGGCAUCCAGAGUAGAUAAAGAAAAUGAAGUUCUAGAGAAUACAAUACUUUUUAAAGUCACAGUGACAUAUGUGUAAUUAAUAAUUUAUACACUUGAAAAAAUUAGAUGCAAUGAUAUUGACUUAACAUGAAAACCAUCCUGAAUGCAAUGCACUCUUGAUGACUCAAACUCACUUAUAUCUUACAACAGCUCAUCUUAAUCUCUUACGAAUGAAGAAACUCUAGGAAACUAAAAAAUAAUAUAUAAUGGAUAUUACUUUUUGUCAGUGAUGCCAAGAUGAAUGUUAAUAAGCUCUCUUCUCAACUUUAGCUCUUAGUUAUCUGGUUAUUUUAUGCUCAUGUGAACAGACACUAGAAACAAAUAUAUUAAUAACUAUGUAACUAAUGAGAAUGUUGAAAGUACAGCAUACUUUCAUUCAAAAACAAACUUGCAUUUUCAUUUUAUUAAUGAAUAUAAUGAUGUUAAUGGUUUAUAUAAGCAGGAAAAACUUAUAUGAUUCACUACCCUACAGCUUCAUGUUCUAAUUUUGUGAGUAUAAACCCUAUGUUUUUGUAUAUCAAGAUCUGGAAUAUGUUGUAUACUGUAUAUGACCAAUACUUUAAGAACAAUCAAGUUUUUUUAUUAUUAUUAUUAUACUUUAAGUUUUAGGGUACAUGUGCACAAUGUGCAGGUUAGUUACAUAUGUAUACAUGUGCCAUGCUGGUGUGCGGCACCCAUUAACUCGUCAUUUAGCAUUAGGUAUAUCUCCUAAUUCUAUCCCUCCCCCCUCCCCCUACCCCACAACAGUCCCUAGAGUGUGGUGUUCCCCUUCCUGUGUAACUAUAUAGCAAUUUCAUUUUACAUGCAGUAAUUUUAAAUGCCCAAAAAUAAAAGGAAAAGGAAAAAUAAGUCACUACACAACUUAUAUAUAUUAUGUAUUUGUCUUUGAAUUUUGUGUGCGUAUGUGUGUGUGUAUAUAUAGACAGCAUGCGCACACAUACAUACACGUGUGCAGGAACACACACAAUUUGAGGCGAAAUGUUGAAGUAAAGUAAAUGACUUUUAAAUAUUUUCUUUUUAGCUUUUAAGAUGUCUAUUAGAUCCAACCUCUACAAUUAAAUUAUAUGAGCAUACUGAGGGAGAAUUGCACAUUUGUAAAGUUUCUCUUUAGUAGAGAUUUCAGAAUUUUUUUUCUCAAAUUUAGAGGAACGAACAAUUCACAUUAGUAAAACACACAGCAUUACUUUCAAUGAAACUAUAAUUUUUAUGUUUAUGAGAUUCCAUUAUAAUUACAUUAAAAAGAAAACCACUUUUAUAAUAUUUUUGCUUAUGUAAGAGUCACUUCUAUAGUAAAAGAGCCUUAAAAAUGUUAAUUCAAUUGACUGCAGAAUUGAUCCUGAAAAUCCAGUUCAUUUAACCUUGGAAAUGAGACAUGAAGCAUAAAACCUGGGGUCAGGAUGUAUGUCCAAACUGAAUAGAUUAUUUUCGUUCAGCUCAAGUGCUAUCUUUCAGGCAAAUAGACUCCUACAAUAUUCAGUAUUGGAGAUGUUUAAAACAAAUAUAAGAAAGAGUACUGUUUCAGAACUAACCAGCGAAGAGAUGUAUACAAAGUGUACUCUGAAUUGGAAUAAGUGUAGGAAGACAAGCCGUGAGAAUGUGAGACCUCAGUAUAUUGCUGUGUUUUAUUGUGUGUUUUGCUGUAUUUUUAAAAAAUAAGAAAAAAUUAUCACAGAGUAAGAUACAUAGAAGAAAAUAAUUUCCGCAAUUCUUGGUACCUCAAAAGACCUGACACACUACAAUGAAGACUUCUGUUGUCAUCAUUCUCAGCUGUGAUGGUGGCGCCAUCCUGGUUUCCAGCUUAUACCUCCUGACAACUCGGUACAGAAAAUGAGUAUCAUUGUAAUUAAAGUUUGAUAUUUUCUUCUAAGUGACUGAUUUUUAAUAUAAAAGUAUCACAAUAAAGUUUUUCCACAGAUAUGUAAUUUUAAGUUAGAUAACAUUCUAACAUAUACAUGGUUUCAAUUUUCUUAUAAGUCUGUGAAUCACUCAAGUUAGGCAUUGUUAGGUUUUUUAAGGAAAAACUUUGAUGCCCAGAAUAACUGUAACUUAUGCAAACACACACACACACACACACACUCACACACACACGAAGUAAAUGGUAGAAAUGAAAGAAGAAGAAGAAGAAAAAAACAUUGGGACAUUUUGCCCUUUAUCUUUUUAUUAAGACUGUCAAUAAAUGAUGGUUUGGUUUAAGAGGAUAAGAAGAUAGCUGAAACUCUAAUAAUUGGACUUUCCAAUCUUAAUUAUGCUUUAGUUCCCUUACCAGGAUUAGGAAACUUCUUUGUGAUUCUUUUUUAAAAAUAAUUUAAUCAGGAAGUGACAUUAAAUUCUGUUUCAAUGUAAUGAGAAAAUAGAAAUAUUUAUAUUGUCAUUACGAUGGCACUUCACCAGUAUGUCCUAAUCUAUUCUCUAUUACGUCUCUGAGGUGGGACAUUGUUGUGAGAAUGGACGAGAGCACAAAAACACGGCAGACCAGAUUUUCUGAGGGUUACCCGCUAUGCAGAUUCAUAAACUUGUUAUUGAAUAGUUGGCACACAAGGGUAGGAGAAAAAUCCCAACAACCCUUCCACCUUUUCCAAAAAGAAAAAAAAGAAAGAAAAAGCUAAAUCUUAUGAAGCUAAACUGUCAACAAACAGUUCCACUGAAGUUGCCAUAGGGACAGCUCCAACCCAGUGCUGGGCUCGUGGAAGGCAGCAAGGUACCUGCAUCAAGCCAAGAUCCAUGAAAGUGCUAAUGUCAUUUGAGGCCAGUUUCACCCCUACCUCCCAUAAAUCAUUUUAAACCAAAUAUGAAUUAGUAGUCAAAAAUGACCAAACACAGACGAUAACCCACCAUGAAGGAGAUGGUUCAUAGAAAUCUCCAAGAACUUCAGAUAAUUCAGGUAAUUAUCAGAAACAUGACAAGAAAAAGCUUUGUGUAAAAUACAGAAUACAACACAAGGAAUAAUGAAAAGAUGAUCUAUGAUGGUGUAUACUUGCAAAAUAACUAAAGAGUGUAUUUAAGAUUUAAAUAUAUCUUUGAAGCUAGAAGUACUAUGGAGAUUGUAUAUACUAUAUUAGACACUGUGCAAGAAGGAACUUGUGAAGCUAAAAAAUAGAAUGCAAUAAAUUAGCUAGUCUGCCACAUAGAGAAAAAAAGAUAAUCUGCAAGAACAUAAGGGACAAGGAUAAAAUACGGAGUUUAACGUGCUUAUAACCAGUGUGAUCCUUGUUAAUCAGAAUUCUAGAAUGUUCCAUUGCCUUAUGUGACACCUCCACUGCCCCCACUUUUUCUUUUUUUUUGACAAGGUCUCAUUAUGUUUCCCAGGCUGGCUUUUAACUCCUGGCCUCAAGUUAUCCUCCUGCCUCUGCCUCCUUAAAUACUGGAAUUACAGGUGUGAGUCACCAUGCCAGGUGUCUCCCAUUUUUUAAUGGUAGCUUAACUUCACCUGAAGCCUCCUAUGCCACUAUCUUUAUAGGAAGCUUUACCGACUUUGUACGACUUGGUUUAAUUUAUUCAGCUUAAUGGUCCAUUUAACCAAUAUUGUUAUAAAUUUAUGAAGCUUCAAUUCUAGCAAAAAUAAACUAUGUGCACUCAUCAAAAUGUGUGGCACACCUAUGAAAAGUGAUCAGGAUGCCCAAGCAAUUUUAAUUAAAAUCAGAUAAUUAAA
Homo sapiens (human) is the source of this 12938-nucleotide messenger RNA. RefSeq names its product cadherin 7 (gene CDH7). Bases 1138 to 3495 code for a protein of 785 amino acids. Gene Ontology annotation, biological process: cell adhesion; homophilic cell-cell adhesion; cell-cell adhesion. The record is from RefSeq and is marked reviewed. Gene Ontology annotation, cellular component: plasma membrane; membrane. Gene Ontology annotation, molecular function: calcium ion binding. NCBI's taxonomy places the organism in Eukaryota, Metazoa, Chordata, Mammalia, Primates, Hominidae. The transcript is spliced from 12 exons.